This is a messenger RNA of Xenopus tropicalis (tropical clawed frog), 3845 nucleotides long. It is a transcript of the gene sbds, whose product is annotated as SBDS ribosome assembly guanine nucleotide exchange factor. Gene Ontology annotation, biological process: ribosome biogenesis; cytosolic ribosome assembly. NCBI's taxonomy places the organism in Eukaryota, Metazoa, Chordata, Amphibia, Anura, Pipidae. Gene Ontology annotation, cellular component: nucleoplasm; nucleolus; spindle. The record is from RefSeq and is marked provisional.
GGAAAACUGAAAUUUUGUUUGUGCGUUUUCAGUACUUUGUUACAUUUGUCUGAAAACAGCUUUCGUGGGGUGAGACGUUUACAGGCAAAAUGUCCAUCUUUACCCCAACCAACCAGAUUCGCCUUACCAAUGUCGCUGUGGUGCGCAUGAAGAAAGGAGGAAAGCGAUUUGAGAUUGCCUGCUACAAAAACAAAGUCAUGAGCUGGAGAAGUGGGGCUGAAAAAGAUCUUGAUGAAGUAUUGCAAACCCACUCUGUAUUUAUGAAUGUAUCUAAAGGCCAAGUAGCUAAAAAAGAAGAUCUUCUCAAAUCAUUUGGCACUGAAGACCCGACAGAAAUCUGUAAGCAGAUUUUAUCUAAAGGAGAACUUCAAGUUUCAGAAAAAGAGCGGAGCACGCAAUUAGAACAGAUGUUUCGAGAUAUUGCAACAAUUGUGGCUGACAAAUGUGUAAAUCCAGAGACAAAGAGGCCUUACACUGUUAACCUUAUUGAACGAGCAAUGAAAGAUAUUCACUACUCGGUGAAAGCAACCAAGAGCACCAAGCAACAGGCAUUAGAUGUUAUCAAGCAGCUGAAAGAAACAAUGCAGAUUGAACGUGCCCACAUGAGACUGCGAUUCAUUUUACCAGCUAAGGAUGGAAAGAAAUUGAAAGAGAAACUGAAGCCUUUAAUAAAGCACACAGAGAGUGAGAACUUUGAUCAAGAGCUGGAAAUUGUUUGCUUAAUUGAUCCUGGCUGCUUCAGAGAAAUUGAUGAGUUAAUACGCUGUGAGACUAAGGGAAAAGGCACUCUUGAAGUUCUCAGUCUGAAAGAUGUAGAAGAAGGUGAUGAGAAGUUUGAGUGAAGACCAACGCACUUGCUUUAGCGUCCUCAAAGUUAUUAAAUAACAACUAAACUGAAUAUUUCUAGAAAUGUUAUAUGUUAUAUUUUAAACUUACUGUGCCAGCCCAGAAGUUCCGCAGCCCAAGCACAGAGUAUGUGCUGUAAAUCAGCAGCAAAAACUAGGGAUCUACAGGGAAUAUCUUCAUAUCAUUACAGACACAGUCCUGUAAUGACUUUUGGCUGGUACAGAAGCCCAAAAGAUAAGGUAUAGCAUUUGUAGCCUAAUUCAUUUCUAAGUUUUAUUUCUCAUUUAAAAGACUUUUAACUCCUUUAUAGUUGUCAGACAUUUUGUUUAACAAAAUAUGUCAUGAUUUGCCAAGAAUUUUUUAUUGGUUUCUGCACUUUAAAGCAGAAAAAGUUACAAAAAUGAAAAUAUAAACUUUAUUUAUUUGAUUUUUUUUUCCCCAUGUGUGGUCUAUUUUACAUAGCACAAGAAUGGGAAGAAAUAGAUAUGGAAACAGAGAUUCUGUGCUUUAUGUGCUAAUCAGCAGAUUCUAUACAUAUCCACAGCCCUGCUAACCAGCACACAAACUAUUUUAAAGUGCUAAUUACUAAACAUACUUGCCUAUUUUUGGGAUCUUUCUCACUUAUCCCAAUAUUUCCAGUAUAAAAUGAAGGUUUAUACCCACUAAAUGCAUACAUAUCUGUUACAGAUAUUUUUAAUUCUGUGACUGUUAUUUCCAUUUUCUUCAAUAUCCUCUUUUUAUUUUCCAGGAGGCACGUAUGGUGUAUGUUUUGGUGUUCUGAACAUGUUUCAGAUUAAGCACCAUAAAUUAGCGCUCUUAAGCAUUUAAGCUGGAACUUUCAAAUUUUGCUUUCUAUUUUAAAGUAUCAUAAUUUGUGGUUAUUAAGGCUAUAUUAUAUAUUGUUUGUGCACUUAAGUUUAACGCACUUACUAAGGUACAGGUCUUCCUUGGUACUACACUAUAUUGGCUCUGUUGCAGAGCCUUUAUAAGAGGCCAUAAUUCAGAAAACAAUAUGCAUGUGUGUAUCUGUUCUAAAGCUUAGUUCUUUGCAUGUCCACAUAACUGGCAUCUUAAGUAUGUUAUUAAGAAGAAAAAGGCACCACAGAUACCAAUGAUACUGAAUAUAUUGUUAAAGAAAAAGAACUUGAAAUGUGGAAUUUUUGAUCAGAUGUGUCAGUGGUCAAUGAGUCUUAUUUAAAGAAGAAAGAAUUGUGUAACCUGAUCUAUGAUAAGUGCUUCAGGAACAAUCUGCUCUAAAAAAAAAAACUCACAUCACUAAAUGUAAUGUCACAUCUAUAAAUAUUUAAGGGAUAAUAUACACCUUAUUGUUAAAAAUAAGGAUAUUAGAAGUCACCAGGGUGUUGUGUUAGUAUAUACAUGUGUAAAAGUGUUCAGGCCAACUAAUGGAAUUUUUCUGUUUUGAAAAGGAGGUACAGUAUCUCUUAUGAUACUUAAGGUUUUCAUGAAUGUGCUGGUUACAGGUUCAAGUGCAAUGUACUGGAGACAGGUGGGCUGCCAGUUGUGUUCCAGCCAAUUAAAAUUUCAUAUUAAAAAGGUGGACACAAAAUCUAUUUUUAUAGAAAAGUGAUCCCAUGCCACCCACAGCCCACAGUGGGUAUGUAUCGCCUUGGCGCCAGUUUUACCAGUCACUGGGCUGAAGCCAGCAUGAUCCUUCCAUACACUGAAUUUCUGUUUUCAUUUCUGCUUAAUCCUGUAAAAUUAUUCUGCCACUCCCAGUGUGAUUAAAGAAAACAUUCAAGUAACUCUUCUUCUGCAGCUCUUUCUGCCUCUGAUCUGAGGGUGGCUUGGAGGUAUUUUUCUAUUAAAAGAGGUUUGUAUACCCAGUUCCCUGGUUAUACUGACACAACAAUUUUCAGUGCCAGUUUUGUGGGGAUGUGUAAUGUUGUUGGGCGUUUUGUGCAUGUGGGUAACAGGAAGGCAGAGUUCAAGCACUCUGCACCAGUGAGUAGCAGAAUGGCCCCAGGUUUUAUAGGAACUGUUUGUGUAGGCUAUAAAUGUCAGGUUAAUGCAGAAUAGUCAUUUAUCUAGAGAAAUGCCAUAUUAACCUGUAUUUAUAUAUAAUUCUUAACAAUUUAGUAUAUUUUGAAAACUACAGAAAUUCUAGUUCUAGUGUCAUCUGAGGGAUCUUUGGGUUUUCCAUAUAGUUAGUGACAAGAACCAGCCCUUUGUUGUUAUGUGCACAGGAGUCUUUUAUAUUCCUGAAUAUUUUGCUAUGCAUUGGUGGAAAUAGCUGAAGCUCAAUGUUUCUUUCUUACUGUUAAUUUACAAUGAGAUUUGGUAUAUAGGGUGCAACAAUAAGUUCAUUAGCAAUAGGUAAAUUCAAGUGUUUGGUGUGAGUUUGGUUUGUUUAGUUGUAUUUUAGAGCUGCAUCUAUUAACCAAACUGUAAAACACCUCUGUCUGACUCUUUUCGACAUGUAUUUGAAUGGAACACAGAAACCCAAAUUGUUGCCAAUUUGUAACUCUUAUUUUGCCAGUGGCAGAUUCUAUAUCAUUGGCAGUUAAUGGGUCAGAGAAAUAUCCAGUGCCACCAGCAGUAUUCUCCAGUAAUUUACAUGGAACAUGCUUAAAGCUAUUACUGUACUUAGAAUGGAAUUUUUAAAUGAAUACACAGUAUGUAAUACCAGUGGACUAAUGUUAAGGUGCAAAACAUACAUGUUUUACAUGCAGUUUUCAAGCUUGUGUGCUUUCUUCCAACAUGAAAAACAAUUUUAGAAUAUUUAGUAUGCAUGCACAUCUUAUUCAUAAUGUCUAAUUCAGACCUGUUAAGACCUAUCUACCAUUCUGCAAGCACUUUCUAAAAAAAAGAAGCAAAAGAAAACUAAUCACAUAGGCCUUUAAGCACUGGUAGACUAAAGUAUCCAUUUAGUAUAAGCUAAAGGUAUUUUAAUAUAAAAUGGCACAUUACCAUACCAAUUUAUUAAAUAUUUUGCUUGUUAAGAGUCUUUAUAUAUUUAAAUAAAUAUAAUACUUUUCAAA